Messenger RNA from Linnemannia hyalina, 588 nucleotides. Lineage: Eukaryota; Fungi; Mortierellomycota; Mortierellomycetes; Mortierellales; Mortierellaceae. The record is from the annotation of a GenBank genome assembly.
AUGGCCAUCUCCGCAGAGCAAUUCUCCUUCCGCACGGCUAAGCCCGAUGAACUGGACAUCUUUAUCGACAUCCUCGAGCGUGCAGCGCUGUGGAUGGAGUCCAACAAGCUGAACCAAUGGAUCCCCGGCUCCUUCGUCGCCCCCAAGACCCGCGCCCACAUCGAGAACACGGUCUCCAUUGGCAACGCCUUCUUUAUCAUCAGGACCUCCUCCGCCUCUACAUCCGACAAUAGCGACAACAAGGGCAACGAAACCAUCAUCGGAACCUUCACCCUGAACUACACCGAUCCCUUUGACCAGAUGCUUUGGACUGACCUGGUCGACGACUGGUCAGACGCUGUCUACCUCCACCGUCUCGUCGUCGAGCGCGAGUACAAGGGUUACGGUCUGGGACCCAAGGCUCUUCACUUUGCAGAGUUGGAGGGCUUGAAGCGAGGAAAGCAUUACUUGAGAUUGGAUUGUAUGGCGGACAACAAGUUGUUGAAGGCUUAUUACCGUGAGAAGGCUGGGUUCAAGGAGUUUGAAGAUUACCCUGGUGAGCGUCUCUUUGGUCGCUUUGAGAGACCCAUUACUGCCGCUUUGCCUUAA